AUGGUGCUAUUCCUACUACCUCUGCUUUUCUUGAUCAUAUUACUGUUGUCUGUUCACACAUUAUUAUAUUUUGUUCUACCCAAGCGCCGAAAAUUCAGUCUAAAGGCGAAACAUGCUGUUGUCACAGGAGGAUCGAAAGGGAUUGGUAAAGAGCUUGCAUUUUAUCUCAUAGAAAAAGGUUGCAACGUCUCAAUUAUUGCAAGAAAUGAAGCAGACCUCAAAAGUGCUUGUCAGGAUCUCCAGGAUGCUGCAAAUAGUCGUGGUCAACAUCAGCAAGUUCGUUGGUAUUCGGUUGAUCUCAGCAAAAAAUAUGACGAGAUCGAAGCUGUAUUUGAUCGAAUAGAGCAUGAACUUGGACCAAUCAAUGUUCUUAUCAAUAACGUCGGCACUGUUCUACAGGGUGCUUUUGAUGAUCUUCCAAUGUCUGCAUGCGAAGAGCAAAUGGCUCUCAAUUUUUACAGUCAUGUGAGUUGUCGAUGUUUCACGCUUACUUCUCAUUUUAUAAUUCGCGCUGAAAAGUAG
Cylicostephanus goldi is the source of this 522-nucleotide messenger RNA. The record is from the annotation of a GenBank genome assembly. NCBI's taxonomy places the organism in Eukaryota, Metazoa, Nematoda, Chromadorea, Rhabditida, Strongylidae.